UAAAAACUUGGCGUUAGUGCAGUCGAUUUUUUAAUUUUACACCUUCUGAUAAUACUGUUUUUUAAAUUGUGUUUUACUCGGAAUAAUGAGCAAAACUACGCUUGCCAGCUACAGUAACUGCAUGCAAGUAAUUUGUGCGGAGAAUGUGAUUUGCACCCGAGUUGCCGAACAAUUGCGGCAACGAGCGGAGAACGUUAUGGCUCGUAGAGAGGCCGUUGCACUACGCAUACACGAAAAGCACCUGGAAGCCCGGCGACUGGACGAGGAAAUUCUGAAGCUAAUGAAGGAAUCAAAACCUGUCCAGGAAUGCGUAGCAGUUGCUGAAGCUAGAGCCGCUGAACAGUUACAGCAACAAUCCGGUACAGAAACAAAGCAACAACAAUCUGCUGGUCAGGAGGAAUUGACCGGCCAGGCCAGUUUGAAUCAGCUUCCGUAUUUAUUAGAGAGACGUCGGUUCUUAGAACAGGAGAGACCUAAACUAUUAGCACUGAAGCGAACACUUGCUGAGUCAUUAGAUAGAAAUAACAUAUGGGACAUUUUACCCAACUUGAUGGAGGAGAAUAAAAUGAUAGACGACCCUCUGGAAUCCGCUGAAAUAGUUGAUUGAAAAAUUUUAGAUAGAUUUGU
Sabethes cyaneus is the source of this 627-nucleotide messenger RNA. RefSeq lists its product as uncharacterized. Bases 86 to 607 code for a protein of 173 amino acids. The record is from RefSeq and is a predicted model, not a curated record. The transcript is spliced from 3 exons. Lineage: Eukaryota; Metazoa; Arthropoda; Insecta; Diptera; Culicidae.